AUUUCUCACCCAAAACCUAAACGGCGUCUUGGUAAACGCCGCUUCAUCUUCUUCAUCUCCUCCUCCUCCUUCGUUUCAAAACCCUAACCCUAAUCCCCCGAAAAUGAGAGAGUGCAUUUCGAUCCACAUCGGCCAGGCCGGAAUCCAGGUCGGAAACGCCUGCUGGGAGCUUUACUGUCUCGAGCAUGGGAUCCAGCCGGACGGCCAGAUGCCGAGCGACAAGACCGUCGGCCGCGGCGACGACGCCUUCAACACCUUCUUCUCCGAGACCGGCGCCGGCAAGCACGUCCCGCGCGCCAUCUUCGUCGACCUCGAGCCCACCGUCAUCGACGAGGUCCGCACCGGAACCUACCGCCAGCUCUUCCACCCCGAGCAGCUCAUCUCCGGCAAGGAGGACGCCGCCAACAACUUCGCUCGCGGCCACUACACCAUCGGGAAAGAGAUCGUCGAUCUCUGCCUGGAUCGGAUCCGGAAGCUCGCUGAUAACUGCACCGGGCUCCAGGGAUUCCUGGUUUUCAAUGCCGUUGGUGGCGGUACUGGGUCGGGUCUCGGGUCGCUUCUGCUGGAGAGGCUUUCUGUGGACUAUGGGAAAAAGUCCAAGCUCGGAUUCACUGUUUAUCCUUCUCCUCAGGUUUCCACAUCUGUUGUGGAGCCAUAUAACAGUGUGCUCUCCACUCAUUCGCUGCUUGAGCACACCGAUGUGUCUGUUUUGCUCGAUAAUGAGGCCAUUUACGACAUCUGCCGCCGAUCCCUGGACAUUGAGCGUCCCACCUACACCAAUCUCAAUCGCCUCGUCUCUCAGGUGAUUUCAUCAUUGACAGCCUCCCUGAGGUUUGAUGGGGCUCUGAAUGUGGAUGUGACUGAGUUCCAGACCAACUUGGUUCCAUACCCCAGGAUCCAUUUCAUGCUCUCCUCCUAUGCUCCUGUGAUCUCUGCAGAGAAAGCAUACCACGAACAGCUCUCAGUGGCUGAGAUCACCAACAGUGCUUUUGAGCCAGCUUCCAUGAUGGCCAAGUGUGAUCCUCGCCAUGGCAAGUACAUGGCCUGCUGUUUGAUGUACCGAGGAGAUGUGGUGCCUAAGGAUGUGAAUGCGGCUGUGGCCACCAUCAAGACCAAGCGUACCAUUCAGUUUGUGGACUGGUGCCCUACUGGGUUCAAGUGUGGUAUCAACUACCAGCCACCCACUGUUGUUCCUGGCGGUGACCUUGCUAAGGUGCAGAGGGCUGUGUGCAUGAUCUCCAACUCCACCAGUGUGGCUGAGGUGUUCUCCCGCAUUGAUCACAAGUUUGAUCUGAUGUACGCCAAGCGUGCUUUUGUGCAUUGGUAUGUGGGUGAGGGCAUGGAGGAAGGAGAGUUCUCUGAGGCUCGUGAGGAUCUCGCUGCUCUGGAGAAGGAUUAUGAGGAGGUUGGUGCCGAGUCUGCUGAGGGAGAUGAUGGUGAUGAAGGAGAUGAGUACUGAUUCUGUUGCAAUAUGUUGGUCUAUGGUGAUAAAACUUCAUGCUUUAUGUGCCUUUCUAUUUCACUGUUAUGUUUUGUAAUGGAUGCUUAAUGCUGGAUAAUUGUUGUGUGCGUGUGGUGUAUGUGCUCUAUGCAUCUUACCAUUGUAGCACAAGCACUUCUAUCUUAGUAUAUGUUAAAAUUUCUAUUGCUUCUGCAAAAUAUCCAAUCUAUCAUAUUAUGUGUUUAAUGA
Rosa chinensis is the source of this 1690-nucleotide messenger RNA. Its product is annotated as tubulin alpha chain. The record is from RefSeq and is a predicted model, not a curated record. Gene Ontology annotation, biological process: mitotic cell cycle; microtubule cytoskeleton organization. Bases 104 to 1459 code for a protein of 451 amino acids. Lineage: Eukaryota; Viridiplantae; Streptophyta; Magnoliopsida; Rosales; Rosaceae. The transcript has 2 exons. Gene Ontology annotation, cellular component: microtubule; cytoplasm. Gene Ontology annotation, molecular function: GTP binding; structural constituent of cytoskeleton.